This is a messenger RNA of Rhipicephalus sanguineus (brown dog tick), 1478 nucleotides long. RefSeq lists its product as uncharacterized. The record is from RefSeq and is a predicted model, not a curated record. NCBI's taxonomy places the organism in Eukaryota, Metazoa, Arthropoda, Arachnida, Ixodida, Ixodidae. The transcript is spliced from 3 exons. Bases 41 to 382 code for a protein of 113 amino acids.
ACAGGCCUUCAUACAAUUUGUGGAGUCUUGGUCGUCUCUGAUGAAGACUGAGGAUAUUUAUCUGACAGCGAUUCCUAUAGUAACAUCUGAGAUGACAGCAAGUGGACAUGCCACUUUUGUUGUAGUUUAUGGCAUAAUUUCUAUGAUAAACAGACUGAAGUUUUUGAGUGAGGCUUACUGGGCAACCAACCAGCUCACGGACACUGAUUUAAUCCAGUGGACAUUGUUUAUUAUCAGCUGGAUCUUAUUCCUAAUACUGCUUGUCACAGGAGCUCUUGAUGCCAUCUUCCAGACUGCCUUGAGUCAUGAAUGCCUAGCGAUUUCUGAGUGCGCGACGUUUGUCGUGGAAUCGUACUGGAGUCUCCACGACGCCUUGUUGUAGUUACGAGCAGCCACCAAGUGAUGAUCAUGCGCCGAGGCAUUCAUUUCUUCUACUGAAGCGUGAUGUGAUGAGAUUUUGACUACAGUGUCUGCACUGGCUUUGUUGUGUCAUUGUUCCGAAGAUAAAACACGUGCUAGUGGCUGUCACCGAUCCCAUUAAUGGGAGGCAAUCGCCGGGCAGAUUCCAAGGGCUGACAUAUCGGCCCCCCGAAACGCACCACGAAAGCGCGGACAAUUUAACCUUUUAGUGCACCAGCGAAGGCCGGUUGUGGUCCAAAGACAGAGUCAGAGCCAAGUGUUGAUAACACAAAGAAAAUAUAUUCUCAGUUAACGCAGUACAAGCAUCACACAAACAUGUACACUCAGCUGGUAUCAAUUACAACUCUCAAUAUAACUUAGUCUGGAUAUGGAUAUAUACAACACGUAAAAGCGAAACAAAUAUUGUGAGUGCGGAGAAGAGACAAAAUAAUGUGUCCUAGCACAGGUUGAGAAGCGAAGCGCAGCUCGGCUGUCGCGCAGGUAACUUGAACUUCUCGUAACACGGAAUGCAAGCGAUCACUGCUACAAAUGAUUUUAGGGGCUUCUUUCGUCUUAAUGAACAAAGGUGGUAAUGUCACUACAAGAAACUGGUCGUCGGAAUGCUCUACAGCCAAACCACUUCAUCGAAUGCGUUUAAGCACAUUCGGCAAACAAACUUGCAAUCUCCUCGUGGAAAAGAAUUUAGAGCAACCGCUAACAUGACCGAUACCAAGCAAAAUUUCCGUCUGCGCGUCAGCUGGCAUCAAUCGGCUCACGAGAAACUGUCGACAAAUAGCUUUACAUGCUUACAACAUUACUAAAAAAUUCGUGGUGCCAAACAAAAAUAAAUAAAAAAAAUGUGUGUGACUUCUCUCUUGUGUCUGUGUCUGCACGCCCUGUCUCUUUAACAUGAAGAAAUUCACUGUAGUGUAACAGCGGGAAAAUGUUCGAUUUGCCCUGUAGCUUUCUUUUUUCUUUUUUUGAUAAGGAUAGCGCUUGCUUCUUCGUAACGACCGAAUAAAAAGUUCCGCUGCGAAGCGGAAAAGUCGCACCACACAGCAGCGCAGCACGCCUUCUUU